Naumovozyma dairenensis CBS 421 is the source of this 561-nucleotide messenger RNA. RefSeq names its product 60S ribosomal protein eL18 (gene RPL18B). NCBI's taxonomy places the organism in Eukaryota, Fungi, Ascomycota, Saccharomycetes, Saccharomycetales, Saccharomycetaceae. Gene Ontology annotation, biological process: translation. The record is from RefSeq and is a predicted model, not a curated record. The transcript is spliced from 2 exons. The coding region runs from base 1 to 561 and encodes 186 amino acids. Gene Ontology annotation, molecular function: RNA binding; structural constituent of ribosome. Gene Ontology annotation, cellular component: cytosolic large ribosomal subunit; ribosome.
AUGGGUAUUGAUCACACUUCCAAACAACACAAAAGAUCCGGUCACAGAACCGCUCCAAAAUCUGACAAUGUCUAUUUGAAAUUACUUGUCAAAUUAUACUCAUUCUUAGCUCGUCGUACUGAUGCUCCAUUCAACAAGGUUAUCUUGAAAUCUUUGUUCAUGUCUAAGAUUAACAGACCACCUGUUUCUGUCUCUAGAAUUGCCAGAGGUUUGAAGCAAGAAGGCUCUGCUAAUAAGACAAUUGUUGUUGUUGGUACCGUUACCGAUGAUGCUAGAGUUUUCGAAUUGCCAAAGACCACUGUUGCUGCUUUGAGAUUCACUGCCGGUGCCAGAGCUAGAAUCAUUAAAGCUGGUGGUGAAUGUAUCACUUUAGAUCAAUUAGCUGUCAGAGCUCCAAAGGGUCAAAACACUUUGAUCUUGAGAGGUCCAAGGAAUUCCAGAGAAGCUGUUAGACACUUUGGUAUGGGUCCACACAAGAACAAGGCUCCAAGGAUCCUCUCUAAAGGUAGAAAAUUUGAAAGAGGUAGAGGUAAGAGAAGAUCUUUGGGUUUCAAGGUGUAA